Messenger RNA from Lucilia sericata (common green bottle fly), 2620 nucleotides. RefSeq names its product nuclear protein localization protein 4 homolog (gene Npl4). NCBI's taxonomy places the organism in Eukaryota, Metazoa, Arthropoda, Insecta, Diptera, Calliphoridae. The record is from RefSeq and is a predicted model, not a curated record. Bases 313 to 2208 code for a protein of 631 amino acids. Gene Ontology annotation, cellular component: nucleus. Gene Ontology annotation, molecular function: ubiquitin binding; ubiquitin protein ligase binding. The transcript has 9 exons. Gene Ontology annotation, biological process: ubiquitin-dependent protein catabolic process.
CAAUCAGUUUGUUUUGACAUUUAAGUGAAUUUGCGAUUUUUUUCUCCAAACGUCUAUUAAAAAAGUAGCAAUUGAAUUUUUUGUAGCUUUUUUCGCAAAUAUUUUUUCGUUUAUUUAUUUAAAUAAAAAAACAUAUAAACUGGAAAACUCUAUAACUGCCUAAACACUUGUUGACAAGUGUUGUUUAUAAAUAAUUAUUUAAAUUAUUAGAAAAAACUUUGAUAGUGCCCUUAAGAUAUAAAGAAGGAAAAGAAGAAAGCAAUUUGGCUUGGUGAGAAAAAAUAAAGAAAAAGUUGGUGCAAUUUUGCAAACAUGUCGCAACCUGCUAAAAAUAUUUUAGUUCGUGUACAAUCUGCUGAAGGCAUAAAACGUAUUGAAAUUUCCCCAAAGGCGAAUCUUAAAGAACUUUUUGAAUCUGUUCAAAAUGCUUUAAAAGUCGAUGGCUUUGGUCUGUUUAAGGAGAGAAAUUUUACGAAAGAGCUUUACGCCAAUUCAACACAACAAAUAGGCACUCUACUCAAACAUGGCGAUAUGAUAUAUCUUAAGCAGUUGGCUGGCACAUCAGCAAGACGCACUAGUACCACGGCGAUAGAUCAAUUUGAACAUGUUCCAGCCAAAGUAACUGAUAAUGAUUUUAAACCAACCACAAAAGUUGUUGAAGAUGAGGUUGAUCUAUUAUUGGCAAAAGAAGAUGGAUUAAUUAAAAGGGAAAGAGAUAGUAAAUUAUGUCGUCAUCAAGCCAACGGUUGUUGUGUCAACUGUUCACCUCUUGAACCUUACAAUGAGACGUAUCUGAAGGAGCAAAAAAUUAAACAUCUUUCAUUUCAUUCGUAUAUACGCAAACAAACAUCGGGCAUUGAUCGCGGCAAGUACAUGGUAUUCGAUGAUAUUAAUUGUCGCAUUAAGACUGGUUGCCGUGAACAUCCACCAUGGCCCAAGGGCAUCUGUUCCAAGUGUCAACCAUCGGCUAUAACAUUAAAUCGUCAAAUUUAUCGUCAUGUCGAUAAUGUCAUGUUUGAAAAUACCACAAUUGUAGAGAGAUUUUUAAAUUAUUGGCGUACUACGGGCCAUCAAAGAAUGGGUUUCCUCUAUGGCACUUAUGAAGUGAAUACAGAUGUACCCUUGGGUAUACGUGCUAAGGUGGCGGCAAUUUAUGAACCUCCACAGGAAUCGACUAGGGACUCGAUAAAACUAUUGGAUGAUGAGGCUGCCGAAGAUAUUGAAGAGGUGGCCAAGGCUUUGGGUUUGAGAAAGAUUGGUUGGAUUUUUACUGAUUUAAUCACUGAUGAUCCGGCCGCCGGUACUGUUAAACAGUUACGCGGCAUUGAGACUCAUUUCUUAACCGCUCAGGAAUGCAUAAUGGCAGGUGAAUUGCAAAAUCGUCAUCCAAAUCCUUGCAAAUAUGCAUCGAAUGGUGUUUUUGGUUCGAAAUUUGUGACCGUUUGUGUUACAGGCGACAAAACCAAACAAGUCCAUAUGGAAGGUUAUGCUGUUUCAGCACAAUGCAUGGCUUUAGUACGCGAUAAUUGUUUAAUACCAACUAAAGAUGCACCCGAAUUGGGUUAUGUCCGUGAAUCGACUGAUAAACAAUAUGUUCCAGAUGUUUAUUAUAAGGAAAAAGACCAAUAUGGCAAUGAAGUACAACGGUUAGCACGUCCUCUUCCUGUUGAAUACUUGUUGGUUGAUGUACCAGCUUCUACACCGCUACAACCACAAUACACAUUCACCCAAUAUGACAAGAGAACACCAUUCCCGGUGGAAAAUCGUUAUUUGGAUGGUCAUUUGCAAGACUUUAAUGCCUUGAGCACGUAUUUAUCCCAGUGGGAGGAUGAAGAGUUUCUCGAAGCCAUUUCCGAUUUUCAUUUGUUGGUGUAUCUAUUCAAAAUGGACAUGUUGCCAUUGCGUCAACAUAUGAAACCUUUGUUAGAGGCAGUGCGUAAUAAGAAUCCAAAUAUGGCUUAUGCCUUUAAAAAGGAAGAUGUUUGGAAACUAUUAGAAUCGUUAAUACAUGCCAGUUCAUCGGGUAGUGGCGGCACUACCAGUUAUCCCUCUUCAUCGUCGGGUGUUCGAGCAGCUGCUGGUGGCUCUAACUCUGGUUCGGCACAUGAAAAUGUUAUUACCGAAUCCGCCACUUGGACUUGUAAUCAUUGUACUUUUAUUAAUCGUGGUGAACUGAGUUCUUGCGAAAUUUGUUCUUUACCCAGAUAAACUUUUUGUAGAACAAAACCAUCUAUCUGGAAGAAAGAAUAAAAUAAAAAGGAAAAGCAAAGUGUUCUCUCAAUCCCUUAAAAACCAAUAAAAAAAACAAAAACCCUACAUUUUACCAGUGCUUUAUAAAAUUUAUUAUUUCUAUAACUUUAAUAUCGACCUACCUACUACAACUUCCUUAAGUUUUCUUUGUUUUUUCUCCUCCCCCCCCUUUCCUUUUGAUUUAUAUCUAUUUGUUUAAAAUCUUAACACUUGUAAGACAAGACAAAUUACAAGUUUAAAAACAAGAAAAAAAAAACAUGGGUUUUACAGAACAGUCAAUAUUUAUGUACAAUUAAAUACAAAAAAAAAAAUAAUAAAUACUUAAGGAUGGGAUUUGUACUACGACAUCAAAAUAUUAAAUUGUCAAUAA